Messenger RNA from Aspergillus glaucus CBS 516.65, 843 nucleotides. RefSeq names its product NADH dehydrogenase [ubiquinone] 1 beta subcomplex subunit 9. Bases 116 to 418 code for a protein of 100 amino acids. The transcript is spliced from 5 exons. The record is from RefSeq and is a predicted model, not a curated record. NCBI's taxonomy places the organism in Eukaryota, Fungi, Ascomycota, Eurotiomycetes, Eurotiales, Aspergillaceae. Gene Ontology annotation, biological process: mitochondrial electron transport, NADH to ubiquinone.
CACAGGGAGUGACAGACCUCUAUUCAAAUACCCAAUUCAACUUGAACCAGCAGUUGUUUGUUCCAUCACUUCUUUUGUUUUACUUGCUACCGUUUUACAUCCCCAAGAUACAACCAUGUCCACCAACACAGUUGUCUCGCUAUACCGGCGGUCUUUAAAACUUGCGCUCGACUGGGCGGUUCACAGACAGAUUUGGCGCGGCCAAGCAGUAUACAUUCGAUCGCUGUUCGAAGCAAACAAGGACGUUCGCGACCCCCGCCAACAAAAGGUGCUGUUGAGAGAAACGGAAAAGUUACUAGAUACCUGGAAACACCCUGAUCCCUACAGAAUGCCCACUGCUCCCGGCGGUAACAAAUAUGAGAGAAACAUUCCUGCUCGGCAAUUACCUCUUGCUUCCGAUCACGCCAACAGUCACUGAGGGCGCUGUGCAAGCAAGAGGUGGGCUGUUUUGUAGGUUAUGGCGAAUGCGCAUAUCAACAAGUGGUAGAUAGCAAACCUCGGCAUUGUAACAUUUCAUCUUUCCUACGCCAAAACCAACAACAGGUAAACUACUGCUUUACCAAUCGGGACUAUAUCUCCAAUCUACUACUAGACAUACAAUACGCUCGUAUAACGCAACGUGAAACAUCUUUAAAAAACCGCAUAAUUGAUCAUUCAGAUGGUUUCCCAUCAAAUUUGAUAAUGACCGAAAGCUAAGAUCCCUUAAUAAGCUGUCGGUAUCAUUCCAUGCCCGUAGACAUAAUAUACAACCAUUAAAAAAAAAAAAGCAGAGCCAUAAACGUGCCCAGUCCAGAACCCCGAAUCACAUCAAUAACAAAACCGAAUCACGCCGGAAAUAAACCC